Messenger RNA from Oryzias melastigma (Indian medaka), 2878 nucleotides. It is a transcript of the gene ist1, whose product is annotated as IST1 factor associated with ESCRT-III. NCBI's taxonomy places the organism in Eukaryota, Metazoa, Chordata, Actinopteri, Beloniformes, Adrianichthyidae. The record is from RefSeq and is a predicted model, not a curated record. Bases 461 to 1501 code for a protein of 346 amino acids. The transcript has 10 exons. Gene Ontology annotation, biological process: protein transport.
CUGUUAGUUUUCCACAUCAAAUUAACACAAACAAAACAUUACAACAUUCUAACACACUAUAUGGUCAAGUCUUGGGAAAAUUUUAGUGUUAAACAAUUUAAAAUAAUAAUAAUAAAAACGAAAAUUUGAAUUGCGCACCCAGUGUAGAUUAAAGGAGUAUAUUGGGAGGGAAAUUGGUAAAAAAAAAUAAAAAUUAAAAAAAGAAGGAAAGAAAGAAAAAACAAAUUAAUUGUAUUUGUAGAACCUUGCUGAUAUUACUAUAAAAAAGUUGAAUUGUUCUCACUAUGUCGCACCUGCGUUUAAGUAAUGUUUGACUCAUGUGAGGCUCCACCCCUCCGAAAAAAGUCCCAUGACGUCACGUCACAUUUACACGGAAGUGAAUUGGGCAACAAAACGCUGAGUGAAAUCUAUAACAAGUAGUGCGUUCCAGUUAAGUACUAUUUUCUGGCAUUCUGUCAUCAUGUUGGGUGGAGGGUUUAAAUCAGAAAGACUAAGAGUCAACCUUCGGCUGGUCAUCAAUCGCCUCAAACUUCUUGAGAAAAAGAAAACUGAGUUAGCUCAAAAGGCAAGGAAGGAGAUCGCUGAUUACCUGUCAUCAGGCAAGGAUGAACGAGCUCGUAUCCGCGUUGAACACAUCAUCAGAGAGGACUACCUUGUUGAAGCCAUGGAGAUCCUGGAGCUGUACUGCGACCUCCUGCUCACUCGCUUUGGCCUCAUUCAGUCCAUGAAGGAGUUAGAUCCAGGUCUACAGGAGGCGGUGUCUACCCUCAUCUGGGCAGCUCCUCGACUUCAGUCGGAGGUUUCUGAACUAAAAAUUGUGUCUGAGCAGCUCUGUGCCAAAUAUAGCAAGGAGUACGGCAAGCUGUGCAGAAAUAACCAGAUCGGCACCGUCAACGAUAGACUGAUGCACAAACUGAGUGUGGAGGCUCCUCCCAAGAUCUUAGUGGAACGCUAUCUGAUAGAGAUUGCCAAGAACUACAAUGUGCCAUAUGAACCUGAUGCCAUGGUUCGGCCCGAGGUGUGUGUUGGAGAGGAGGCAGAUCUCAUUAACGUGGACACUGACAGAAAGUCUGGAGGUGGUGGAGGAGGAGGGGGUUUCUCUGCUCCUCCUGUUCCCAUGCAGAUGCCCAUGCCUAUGCCUAUGCCCAUGCCAACAGCUUUCAACUAUCCACCUCCCAAAGGACCAGAACAUUUUAACCAUGCAGUAGGAACCUAUGGCGGAUUCCAGCCCCCCAUGGGAGCAGGGCCACCUCCCGAAUUGCCCACUUCUCCCCCCACAUAUGAGUCCAUUGAUGAUCUUAACGAAAAGGCUUCUCUUCCUUCUCAGGCCACUGGCCCGCGACCCACACCUCGCCAGUUUGACAACAACGCUUUACCAGAACUCCCCUCUGUUCCCGACACUCUACCCACGUCCUCUUUAGGGGGGAGCACCGCUGCCUCUGACGACAUUGACUUUGACGAUUUGACACGGAGAUUUGAGGAGCUGAAGAAGAAGACCUAAGUGUGUUACAGAUUUGGUCUAAACACACACACAGGCAGACUUGUGUCUUCACAAGCACUCUAUACAUUGAAGGCUUAAAAUCAGACUUGGAUAGUUCUUCACAGCGCUUUAUGGUGAAGUCAUUUUAAAGAUAUUUAAAUGUAAAUGUGUUCUUACCUCAUAUAUCUGACUAAUCUUUACCUUGUUCACCUGUACAUACUUCUACAGUGCCGUCAUUUACUUUUCUAAAUGGCACAUUUAGUCAAAUCUCUCAUUCAAUCACACUGGCUCUGAGCCCUGUUCUUAUGGGUUCUUUAAAAUCUUUGUUUGAUUGCUUCAUAGAUCAUUUAAUCACAUUAACAUUCAAAACUGUUGUUUUCCUGGCAGACAUGGGGGGUUGAGGUGAACAGAUUUGACUUGACAUGCCUUGAUUCUACUUUGCACAUGCUGAUGUCGCUGUGAUCUCCACCAUUGUGACUCUCAGCUCCGUCUCAAACCCGUCAGACAAGCCAGACAAGCCGCCCCAUUAUGAGAAGAAACGUCAAGUUUUCACCUCGCUGAGGCUGCUGUACUCUAACAGGAGUGCAUCAGCAGGGGGUUGGGCAGUUCAUCACUGUGGAACAGAUAUUUACCUGUCGAUCCCCUCUGGCCUCUCAAACAUCAAGGUUGUGUUUAUAAUAUACGGCGUGUACAUGCGACUCCUCCAAAAGCAGCCUGUACAAACUGUAAAGUAAUGUGUAAUACCCAAUUAUAGAUUUAUUUACCUGUGAGGCAGGAAGUUGUCCAACAGUUUAAUACACUCCCAUCUCCAAAAGCAAGUUUUUAGUUCCUCUUUGAAUGUCUAUUCUACCAAAAAGAUGCACUUUCUAACGACACAGUUCAUGUUUAAGCCUCUUAAUGAUCAGAAAAGGCUUUAGGUCGGCCUGGGUCUGAUAUUUUAUGUGCAUCACAGCGUUUGCCUUAGCGAUUGUCUCUCAGUUGAGGACUCUGGAUGGGUUUAAACAUUUGUCAUUGAUCAAGACCGCGUACCUCGAGGUUCACGUUUAUUGCUGGUGGAAAAAGUGAGCGAAAGGGUUUUUGUUUGCGUGAGUUGCCGUAACCUGACCGACCACACCCAGCUCUCCUUGCAUGGGUAGUAAUCAAGCGGAAGCUAUCCUCGAGCAGAAUGACUCGGCAGUUUCUGGGGGCAGCUCUUUUUCAGCUCUUUGCUUUUAGGCUUGAUGUGUCAUGAAAUAUGAAGAGAAUAUUAUCACUACAAUGCUUUGAUUUGGUCUUUCUCUUGUUUUUAAGUUGGACUGUUUAGAUAUCUUUAUGUUUAGAAAAAGCGUCUUUUAAAAAUAACCUGUUUUCUACACUGUAUGCGAUAACAAUUUAAUAAAAAGGCUGUUUGGAACUGGA